UUUUAGGCGCGAUGAACCUCGAGGAGCGCUUGGCGCAUCUGCAGUGGCGCAAGGUCUGCAACGAGAGCCAGAUCCAGGGCGCGCUCAAGCAGACCAAGCAGCUUGUCGACCGGGAUACGCUCCUGAACGCGACCGAAUCCAAAGAUGCGUCCAAGUGGGUUCGCCGCGUCGUGCAAACCGAGCUCGCCAAGCCCCUCGAGAUAUCGCUCGAGCAGUACGAGCAGAUUUUGCGCGAGAAUGACGCCGAGAGUGCGGCGCUGGAGCGAGCGAGCGCGCUGCAUGCCAACAGCGUAGCCGCGAUCCAGGCGAAAAUGAAGUUGCGAGAAGAGCACGCCAAGCGACUGCGGCAUUACCGCAAGCACAAGCAGCUCUUUCUCAAGCAAGAUGACGCGGCUGCUAGCCCCCAUCGCCAUCCCCACAAGGACAACAACGAGUCGCAUCCGAGCAGAGCCAAGCACUAGCCAUCGUUUUGCAUCGUUCAUAUUACACUCUUCAUUGAAAAGGACACUCGGUUGAGAGAAUAUGCUCACUUGAACGUCA
This is a messenger RNA of Saprolegnia parasitica CBS 223.65, 540 nucleotides long. RefSeq lists its product as hypothetical. The transcript is spliced from 2 exons. The coding region runs from base 12 to 461 and encodes 149 amino acids. NCBI's taxonomy places the organism in Eukaryota, Oomycota, Saprolegniomycetes, Saprolegniales, Saprolegniaceae. The record is from RefSeq and is a predicted model, not a curated record.